Molecule: messenger RNA, 6532 nt
Organism: Oncorhynchus nerka (sockeye salmon)
Lineage: Eukaryota; Metazoa; Chordata; Actinopteri; Salmoniformes; Salmonidae
Product: solute carrier organic anion transporter family member 5A1-like
Exons: 10
Coding region: 640-3282 (880 amino acids)
Biological process (GO): sodium-independent organic anion transport; transmembrane transport
Cellular component (GO): plasma membrane
Molecular function (GO): protein binding
Source: RefSeq, a predicted model, not a curated record
UAAAAUCGAACCAGUGAGGGGCCUCGGAAGCUACAGAGGCUAAUACUACCCGGGUCGUGGUAAACAACUUCAUUCUCUUCAGUGAGUCAGAAUGUAAAGCUAAAGACAGGGAUGACGAGAUCUUUGUCCAGUGCAAUUUGAUAACGGCCGUCAAAUGGGUUUUAAAUUGGACCUUUAAAUGAAGAAUCAAGGGCCCUGCUAUUACUUAAAAUCGUCAGGGGAUUCCAGGGGGACCAUGUCAACUCUGCCGUGUCAUCGACCCAAUACCGUUUUCUUUCUGUUUGACUCAAAACACCAACAUCCUCUACCGACUCAGUUAACGCUAGUGAUGGUGAGCAUCUGCAGCGGCUAAAGGCAUGGCAGACAAUCUACGACACCAGAGGCCUCGAGCUCCAGAAUCAGAUGCUGGCAGAGCACAAGGGUUCGCGAGAUAAACAUAGAGGCAGUGCAAAGAUAAGCCAACGCAGAAGCCAUUAUCCCUUAUUCUCUCACUUUUAUAGGGCCUGGCUUGCAGCCCGAAGCUGUUUUUUACUGGAUGAAGUGUGUAUAUUAUAGUGUAAGUGGUGUCAGCUAUUGAAUGCAGUGACUGGACUUUUAAACUUACUCUUGUGAAUUCAGCCAGCUCAUCAACAAAACACAAUGGCAUCUGAUGACCACAAGGAGACAGAGAAUGACCUGUCAGAACCACUUCAAGCGGAUGAUGAGUUAUUGAGUCAGUAUGAGGAGGACCCUGCUAGCACUAACUUCAAAUCCAAAAGUUUACCUGCUCUGAAUGACUCAGGCCAGCAAAGCAAGUCCUUGUUGGCCAAGUCUAUGCAGCAGCAGGUGUCAAUAACGGAGGAAAAGUGCGAUGAAUUAAUCCAACUCCCACAGAGGAUCAACCUGAACCAACCUCUACCUGAAUCCUCCACUAGGACUAAUGUUAACUAUUCCCCUUCCAGUUCUAGUGUGGUGGGGAUGAGUAGUUCAUUUAACACAGAGACACAGGUGAGCAAGCCCAGGAGUAAAAACCCAACGAGGCAAGGCUUCCUCACCUCGAGGUUACCCCUGAUGCGUUUACCCACUAGGAAAUACAUUAAUGCAAUUCUCGAAGACUCUCGCUGUUUUUUAUUUUGCAUGUGCUACCUGACAUUCAUCCAGUCACUGAUGGUGUCUGGCUACCUUAGCAGUGUCAUCACCACCAUAGAGAAGAGGUACAGCCUCCGGAGCUCUGAGUCCGGCCUGCUCGUCAGCUGCUUUGACAUAGGCAGUCUGCUGGUGGUGGUCUUCAUCAGUUACUUCGGAGGCCGAGGGCAGAGGCCCAGGUGGUUGGCCGUGGGUGCGGUGUUCAUAGCCGUCGGAGCAGCACUCUUCUCCUUGCCUCACUUCAUCUCCCCUCCGUACCAAAUCCUGGAGGUGAACUCGUCCCGGGGCAACGAGGGCCUGUGUAUGAACAACAACGGUAGUGGCAAGGACUUCCUGGAUGUGUCUUGUCCCAGAGACCAGGAGGGUAAUGAGCACAACCUGUACGUGGCCCUGUUCAUCAUUGCACAGAUACUGGUAGGCAUGGGGUCGACGCCCAUCUACACCCUGGGACCCACCUACCUGGACGACAACGUCAAGAAGGAGAAUGCCUCUCUUUAUCUAGCUGUCAUGUACGUGAUGGGAGCCCUGGGUCCGGCUGCUGGGUACCUGAUGGGAGGAGUUCUCAUCGGCUUCUACGUCGACCCCAAGACUAUCGUCAACAUCGAUCAGAGCGACCCUCGCUUCAUUGGCAACUGGUGGAGCGGCUUCCUGCUCUGUUCCAUUGCCAUGCUACUGGUCAUAUUCCCCAUGUUCGCCUUCCCCAAGAAGCUGCCUCCCAGAAACAAGAAGAAGAAGAAGAGGAAAAAGAUCACCCUGGACAACGUGUCCAGCGAUGAUGACAUCACCAAGGAGAAGGCCGACAGCAAGAGUCAGAAGGUUACAUCAUCCAUGGGCUUCGGGAAAGACAUUAAAGAGCUGCCUAAGGCUGCAGUGAGGAUCCUGAGUAAUGUCACCUUCCUGUUUGUGAGCCUGUCCUACACUGCAGAGAGCGCCAUCGUCACCGCCUUCAUCACCUUCAUACCCAAGUUCAUCGAGUCACAGUUUGGCAUCCCGGCAUCCAGCGCUAGUAUCUACACAGGUGUGAUCAUUGUGCCCAGUGCUGGGGUGGGUAUAGUCCUGGGGGGCUACAUAAUUAAGAAGCUGAAGCUGGGAGCCAGAGAGUCAGCCAAGCUGGCCAUGAUCUGUAGUGGGGUAUCUCUUCUCUGCUUCUCUACUCUGUUCAUAGUGGGCUGUGAGAGCAUCAACCUAGGAGGCAUCAACAUACCAUACACCACUGGUCCUACUCUGACUAUGACCCAUCGUAACCUGACUGGAGGGUGUAAUGUGAACUGUGGCUGUAAGAUCCAUGAGUACGCUCCAGUCUGUGGCUCAGACGGAAUCACCUACUUCAACCCCUGCCUGGCAGGCUGCAGCAGUGUGGGCAACGACAGCACAGGAAUCAGGAACUACUCUGACUGUGCGUGUGUCCAGAGCAGGCAGGUCAUCACCCCCUCCUCUAACGGCCAAGUCAACCAGCUGCAGCUGGUCAUCGUCAAGACCUACCUGAACGAGAACGGCUACGCCGUGUCGGGGAAGUGUGACCGCACCUGCAGCACCCUCAUUCCCUUCCUCAUCUUCCUCUUCAUCGUCACACUCAUCACGGCCUGCGCUCAGCCCUCCGCCAUCAUUGUCACUCUUAGGUCCGUAGAAGAGCAGGAGAGACCCUUUGCACUCGGAAUGCAGUUUGUUCUCCUCAGGACCCUUGCCUACAUACCUACUCCCAUCUAUUUUGGGGCGGUGAUCGACACAACCUGUAUGCUGUGGCAGCAGGACUGUGGUGUCCACGGCUCCUGCUGGGAGUACGAUGUCACUUCCUUCCGCUUCGUCUACUUCGGCCUGGCCGCCAGCCUCAAGUUCAUUGGCUUCAUCUUCAUCUUUCUCACCUGGUACUCCAUCAAGUACAAGGAAGAGCGUCUGGAGCGCUGGCUGAAACACCUCUCGCCCAUGGACACGGUGAGCGACCUCAUCUGCCACGCCGGGGGACACAAGGGACACGCCCGUACCCGCUCCUGUCCCGUUAAUAUACCACGCAACGAACCUCCCAUCAUCCCCGUCCUCAACAGGGGCCUCAGCAGCCAGAGCUGCCCGGGGAACAGCCUGAAGAGCCUGAAAGCAACAACCCCGCCGGCCCCUCGCCCUCCCGCUCGCUCUCUGGAACAGGUGUCUGCCCGCGUCUGAGGGCAACUCCUACCGCCCUGCCAUCCACAGUCUCUGCAAUGUCUGCCUUUCGUACUCUGGGUUCUCACUCGUAUGGUAUUAUAGGAUACGUUCACACACACACGCACAAGACGUCACUCAGACAGGCAGCGGUUGGUCAACAUGUAUACAGGAAGACACUGGGAUGGAUACCCCAGUUAGCAAAUCUUCCCUCUACCUAGUAUGUUGGUGUCCUUUUCUCUUUGGUCUGUUUCGGUCAUGGGAGAGAAUGCAUAUCAUCUCUUUAGAAAAGUGCACCUUCGAUACUUCUCGAGAAUGAUCGUAGUGAUGGUAUUGUUGCGUGGCGCUAGGUGAAAAUGACAUGAAUAAUAUCCUCCAUUGCUCAGUUUUAGUGUUCAUUCUAAGACCUCAGCAUGACGAGGUGACUGAGCUAAGCAGCUUGGCCAGCGAGCAUAAACUAAAUCCUCUACUAUGCAAGGUCAUUUUCUUUUCCCCUAUUAUUUAAUGGCAAGCUGUAUUAAAAGCACACAUUGAGCAUUGCCUUCCCUUUCCAUACAAUCUGGAAAUGUCAUUCAGUAUCGCCCCAGACCUGCGUGUAAUGAUGAGUGGUUGACUUGGAAAAGAUGUGUCUGGAUACGUUUGGAAUUGGAACCAUUUCUCCGUGGUUACCUCAUAGACAGGCCCACAAAUAUAUCCCUCGCCUUAGUUCUAUUUCAGACAACACUUGGGCUGCAUUCUAAAUGGUAUUCUAUUCUCUAUAUACAUGCAGUGCUAUACAUUUGACAAUGGCCGAUAGGUCUUUGGUCCAAAGUAGUGAACUACAUGGGGAAUAGGGUGCCAUUUGGGGCACAAGCUAAGUGCACUCAUGAUGACCCCCCUCAGUGUUGCUUCGUGUGCCAUGGGCUUUACAGAACGAAGGCAUCUUUUGCUUACCGAUCUCUUAUUAACAUGUCUUGUUUCAGACAAAAAUCCCAAUUGAAAUGUUUAUGUCCCAAAUGGUACCUUAUUCCCUUUAUAGUGUGCCACUUUUGACCAGGGCAAGAGUAGUGCGCUACAUAGGGAAUAAGGUGCCGUUUGGCACACAUACAAUGUUUUAACCAACCAGACUCCCUGCUGGCUCUGUGGUGGAGCAGAACCAGACCCCCUGCUGGCUCUGUGGUGGAGCAGACCAGACCCCCUGCUGGCUCUGUGGUGGAGCAGAACCAGACCCCCUGCUGGCUCUGUGGUGGAGUAGACCAGACCCCCUGCUGGCUCUGUGGUGGAGCAGAACCAGACCCCCUGCUGGCUCUGUGGUGGAGCAGAACCAGACCCCCUGCUGGCUCUGUGGUGGAGCAGAACCAGACCAGUGCUGCUUGUGCAAAGAGACUCUGCUGUGCUUCCCAUGAUUAGCUAAUCCACACAAAUCAACCACUAUUUCACAUUCGUUAGUCAGUAGUUUAGUAAGUAGCCUCUGUCACCGGCUUUCACCUUACCUUCGAGCGAAGACUAGGAGUCUGGCCAGUAGUUUAGAUUAGCUUAUUAGGUCUGUAACUGGAUGCCUAGAUUAUUUGAUUUACCAACAGCAGGGCCACUUCUCCUAUGUAUUGUGUAACCGAUAAUAAUUAUUAUAAUGUCCAACUACUCACUAUGUCUACGAUAGAGCAUGUCCUACUGAACAACUGUCAAAGUGAUAUCAAUCAUGGCUGCUGAGGUUGUUUGUUUUGCCUUUUGGUGAAGUUUCUUUUGUAUUUGUAUUGUAUAUUUGUAUUAAUUCAAAGAAAAGCAGACUAAUUUCUUAAGCAGUGCUAAAUCAAGUUUAGGGUUGGGAGUUACUAACUCCCACAGCUCGGUAAUCAAUACAAUUACAUGGACAGAGGCGACCUGAUUCUAGAUUAGCACUACUUCUCGGAGACUAGUGAUACAAGCUACCUCUAGCUUGUAUCACUAGCAACAAGAUCGUUGAAACAAGUAGUUAAUGGGUGUAACAUGCAAUAUUGAAGUACAUAUUGCUAUUGGUUUUACAGGGUGGUUGAGGACACCUGCUAGUCAGAUGUGGUAAGCAAUAUUGUAGAAAUACUCAAAUGAAGCUGAUGUGUUUCCCCAAGUGAAAUAACUAGACAGAAAUUUGGUGGAAUAAUCUUAAUUUUCAGUUUAUUUUAGCACUUAAAUAUUAGAAGCUAAAAUUAUGCUUUUCUAUGCAUCUAUGUUGAAUUUGGGCAGGUGGAAUAGCACUGAGCCUGUAAACAACCAAUUUCACUACACCUAUCCGGUGUAUGUGACAAUAAUUUUAUUGACAAUAGUUAUUUUUACUUCCAUGAUACAAUGUGGCUGUUGGUUUAGAGUUAAUAGCUUUAAAACUAUGGGAUAUUAUAACAUGUUACCGUUAGUAUGGAAAGGUACCAUAGCUCUUUAUAGUAAAAUGACUGACAUUGUGAGCUAGAAUAACAGUGUAAUGCAUCCAGUAGUAGUUGUGAUAGACAUAAUUGCUGCAUGUAAUAAUGUUUCAGGACCAGACACUAUUAUUAAUGGAAAUAAGUCACAUAACUCUUAGUCAGACAUUCCAUUUCAUGUGAAAGAAAAAGUAGAAUACAUAGAGUAAAUCAGGUGCAUAUUAAUCACAAUUCUAGCGAGACUACAUUUUGCGACAAGAAUUCUCCUAACUUUAGUGUUAUUGAAUCGGUUAGUGAAAGGCUACAGUAUUAUGUUUCUCAGUGCCUACUUUUCCUACUAAUUGAUUGAAGUUGAGAUGUUGCCGAUUCUGAAAUGCUCUUGACUUCAUGUAAUGGAACUCAAUGAUAAGGCUGACUUUGGACUGUGAAGAAUUUGACUCUAGGAUUUUUGGUUGACUUGCUGCCAUCAUUAGACCUUUUCAGCCUAUACUGUACCUAUAGUACCAGGAUGUUUGUUGUAGAAUUCUGGUACUCUUGUGAUCCUCACCGUCAAACCUACGGUUCCUCUGGAGAUAGGAGAGAGGAGCUCUCACUUUUACCGCCCCGUGUAGUGCUGUUUAUCAGUCUUUGUAUGUGGCAUAAAAUAAGGAUUUGACCUGGAUGUCACCAUAAGGACAAUUUCAGGUAGAUUUAUCUUCUUUUUUUUCUUUCUUUGUUGCAGUAUUAUAUUUAUUUAAUUUCAAAUGACAGUGUUUUAAUUACAAGUUAAUGCCUAUGCUAUAUGGUUGACAUCAUAAGAAAGAAAAUGUACAUUGUUUGUGGACACACUGUUUACAAAUUCCUUCGAUACUUGACAUCUGUCAAUUAAAAUUCAGAAAAAUAAAUAUUGAAUUGAAUCGCGA